This is a messenger RNA of Cladocopium goreaui, 489 nucleotides long. Lineage: Eukaryota; Dinophyceae; Suessiales; Symbiodiniaceae. The record is from the annotation of a GenBank genome assembly.
AUGUUUGAAACCUUCAAUGUCCCCUCAUUUUUCUUGGCCAACUCCAGUGUUCUGUCUCUGUACAGCACAGGGCGGGUAACUGGCAUGGUGUUGGACGUUGGCCAUAGCACCAGCUAUGCCACUCCGGUGGUUGAUGGGUUUUUGCUGCCUUAUUAUGCGAUUCUACGGACGGAGCUGGCAGGGGCGCACUUGACAGCUUGCUUGCUGAAGUUGCUGAUAGAGAAGGGGUAUUCCUUUUCGAGUGAGGGCGAGCUUGAGAUUCUGGAAGUUGUUAAGGAACAACAUUGCCAUGUAGCCUUGGACACAACAGCAGAUACCCAAGAGAUUCUGUACCAGAUGCCCUGUGGCACCAUUCUUGUCCUACAGUCUGAGUGCCUGCUGUGUCCUGAACUCUUGUUCGAUCCUCGCAGCAGUGAUGGCAUGGCCAAAGACCAAAGUGUGACGGAGUUGAAGUUGUUGCACCAGUUGAGAGACAUCUUUCGUCACUGA